Messenger RNA from Nematolebias whitei (Rio pearlfish), 485 nucleotides. RefSeq names its product T-cell surface glycoprotein CD3 gamma chain-like. The record is from RefSeq and is a predicted model, not a curated record. Gene Ontology annotation, cellular component: external side of plasma membrane; alpha-beta T cell receptor complex. The transcript has 6 exons. The coding region runs from base 9 to 485 and encodes 158 amino acids. NCBI's taxonomy places the organism in Eukaryota, Metazoa, Chordata, Actinopteri, Cyprinodontiformes, Rivulidae. Gene Ontology annotation, biological process: cell surface receptor signaling pathway; positive thymic T cell selection. Gene Ontology annotation, molecular function: transmembrane signaling receptor activity.
CAGACACCAUGAAUUAUCAGCUGCUGGUUCUUUGGGCUCUGACAGCUUAUGUCAGCUGUGACACAAAGGAAGACGCCAUAAAAGUGGAGCGCCUGGGUGAUGGGAUCAAGCUGAUUUGUUCAGACGGCAUUUUUAAAGAUGGAUCAAAAGAGCUGAACUUACCUUAUGAUGAUAAGAGCUCGGGGGAAUACAUCUGUAAUGAAAUCUCAAAAAUUUAUGUGAAAUUUCGGACUUGUGACAACUGUGUGGAGCUGGACACACCCUCCAUAGUGGGCAUGGCGUUUGGAAACCUGGUGGCCUCAGUUGUAAUCGGCGUGGCCGUUUAUCUCAUCGCUUCCCAAAGUCAGAGCCGCCAACCCCCUCCUACCAAGAAAAGGUCUGAUCGACAGAACCUGAUUCCUAACCAACCCGGCACGAGCAGCGACCAUUACCAGCCACUGAGACACAAACAGCCCAAAGAUGAAUACGAUGUCGUCAGGAAGUAG